AUGGAUCCGUUCAUCAACAGCACUCCCACUUCCGAGUCUGCCUCGCCCAUGCCCACAUCACCACCUUUAAAGUCUCGACCGCACUCGCUUGCAAUCUCCCGUUCCGAUUCUGUACGAGCCCCUAUCCACGACCGCGGAAACCGCAAUUCUGCCCACGUCCACUUCGCCUCGCCGAGUCACAUCGAGAAGUCAGAGCUACAAGGCCUGCAAAGAUCAGCCACGAAACAUCUACGCACCCUUUCCAAAUUCGCCCAAAACACCGACGAUGAUGACUUUUCCAUCAAGUCUCCUGAGCAAGAGGUUGUUGGUCUCCAUGGCCGGAGGAGGUUACAGCGUACCAUGACAACGAAAGAGAAGAAGGGUACAGAAACUACCAGCAAGUUCACGAGCAGUUGGGAAGCCAGCAAGUGGAUGGACCGCCAGCGUCAGUUCUUGCAGGCUUACGAGUAUCUGUGUCACAUUGGUGAAGCCAAAGAGUGGAUCGAAGACAUUAUUCACAAACAGAUCCCCGAGAUCGUUCAACUUGAAGAGGCACUUCGAGAUGGUGUCACCUUGGCUGAAGUCGUGCAAGCCAUUCAUCCCGAUCGACCUAUUCGUAUCUUCAAACACGAACGCCUACAGUUCCGCCAUUCCGACAAUAUUGCUUUAUUCUUCCGCUUUCUCGCCGAGAUGGAACUACCUGAGCUCUUCCGCUUCGAGUUGGUUGAUCUUUAUGAAAAGAAAAAUAUUCCCAAGGUCAUUUACUGUAUCCACGCUCUGUCAUGGCUCCUCUUCCGCAAGGGACUCGUGGAUUUCCGCAUCGGUAACCUUGUCGGUCAACUGCAAUUCGAAGACCAUGAACUCGAAGCCAUGCAGAAGGGUCUUGACAAGGCUGGCAUUAGUAUGCCCAAUUUCUCAGGCAUGGGAGCCAACUUCGGUGAACCAGAGCCAGAACCUGAGCCCGUCGAGACGGAGGAAGAACGGAUCCAGAGAGAACUAUUCGAACACGAGGCGAUGAUCGAAGACUUGCAAUCUCAAAUUCGUGGUGCUAUGGUCAGGUUAACACUCGGUGACACUAUGAAUCAACUAUGGGACGCCGAAGAAGCCCUUGUCGACCUUCAAUCACGAAUCCGUGGAGACUUUGCUCGCCAGAUUUCAGAUUACCGCAUGGAUAUGAGACGAUUCGCUGUUCAGCUUCAGAGCGCUGCUAGAGGCUUCCUCAUCCGUAAGCAUCGCAGCAACCGUGAGCAGACCUGGAAAAGCCAAGAGAAGCAAGUUGUCACUAUUCAAUCGCUCUUCAGAGCCCGCAAAGCAAGAACCGAAGUCAAGCGGAUGCGCACUCACAUGCAGAAGCAAGACAUAGGCAUCCGUAACCUUCAAGCCGCUAUUCGUGGUGCACUGAGUAGACGGAAUGUCAGUGACCAAUAUGAAGCCACGCGCGAAGCCGAAGAGCCCGUCCGUUGGCUUCAAGCCGCGAUUAGAGGAGCGAUCAAGAGAAAGCAAAUUGAGCGCCAGGUCGAAGAGGGCCAUGCCUCCGAAGAGCACAUUAUCUCUCUACAAGCCGCGAUUAGAGGUAUGCUCGAGAGAAAAGGGCAUGCUGCAAAUGCCGAUCUGCUUAGAAAGCAUUCGAGAUCCGUUGCAACACUCCAACAUGCCAUGGCUGGCUUCAUACAGCGUCGAAAACUCGAACACACUCGCAUGUCCCUGGAUGUCGAGACUCCCGCCUGGCUCGAACUCCAAUCUGCAGCACGUGGUCAGAGUGCAAGGCGUGAGUUCAGAAAACUCAAAGCGGACCUACAAAUACAAUUGCCUUCGAUCAUCGCAUUGCAGUCUGCCUUCAGAGCUGGGUGCAGCCGUAAGGACGUGAACACAAUCAAAGAUGCACUGAGUUACCGCGAGAACUCCAUUCUUACUUUCCAGAGUUCUGCUCGUGGUCAUAUGUUCCGCAACAAGCAUCACGCCGACAUCAAUGCUCUGUAUGCUCAGAAGCCAGCGAUCAGAGACCUUCAGUCUCUCUCGAGAGCUUAUCUUGAACGUCAACGGGUUUUCGAUGUUUUGUGCCAGCUUAAUGAGCAAGAGGACCAAAUUGUCGAGUUGCAGAGUAUUGCUCGCGCCCUGCUCGGCCGCCGCGACAUUGGCGUUCUCCUCGGUCAACUCGAAGAUGAAGAGGAUGCUGUCAUGGAGUUACAAUCUGCGAUCAGAGGAUCGCUUGUGAGGCAGGCGUUUGCCGAGAAGCAACGCUUCUACAAGGAAAACAUGGAGAAGGUCAUCAAAGUCCAGAGCAUCAUCCGCGCCCGUCAACAAGGUCAAGCUUACAAAAGCUUGACAAGCGGCAAGAAUCCGCCUGUCGGCACUGUGAAGAACUUCGUUCAUCUCCUUAAUGACAGCGACUUCGACUUCGAUGAAGAACUUGAGUUCGAAAGAAUGCGCAAGACUGUGGUCCAGCGUGUCCGACAGAACGAGAUGGCCGAACAAUACAUCGAUCAACUGGAUAUCAAGAUUGCGCUGCUUGUCAAGAACAAAAUCACCCUCGAUGAAGUCGUCAAGCAUCAGCGACACUUUGGCGGCCAUGUUGGAAGUCUUCUGAACAACACGGAAAUCUCGUCCAAAGAUCCUUUCGACCUUAAAGCCUUGAACAAGAACUCGAGGAGGAAGCUUGAGCACUAUCAGGAGCUGUUUUUCCUCUUGCAGACUCAGCCACAAUAUCUUGCACGCCUCUUCCACAAGCUGAAAGAACAAGGCAUGCCGGAGCAAGAGGGUAAGAGAAUCGAGCUGCUCAUGAUGGGCCUCUUUGGGUUUGCACAGAAACGUAGAGAGGAGUACUACCUCUUGAAACUAAUAACACGCUCUGUUCAAGAAGAGGCGGAGCACAGUGCUUCCCUUCAGGAUUACCUCCGUGGCACUUUCUUCUGGAGCAGAUUACUAUCUGCCUAUGUAAGAAGUCCCCGUGAUCGCAAGUACAUGCGUGAUCUGUUUGGGCCGCUCGUCAGAGAAAGCAUCUUCGAAAAUGCAGACUUGGACCUUGAGAGUGAUCCGAUGCAGAUCUACCGUGCCUCGAUCAACAACGAAGAGCUUUCUACUGGACAGCGCAGCCGCAGAAACCCAGAUAUCUCACGUGAAGAGGCUAUCCGCGACCCCGAGACCAGAGAUCUCUUUGUAUCGCACCUACAAGAUCUUCGUGACAUUUGCGAUCACUUCUUCAUUCUUCUUGAGGAGACUCUGCCCCGUAUGCCUUACGGUCUGAGAUUCAUUGCUCAGCAGACCUUCAAUACACUGGUGGCUACCUUCCCUGGAGAAAGCCAGCAGCAUCUCCUUCAAGUGGUUGGCCACUGGUUAUGGAAGGCCUACCUUGCUCCCGCAUUGACUCAACCAGAGAUGUGGGGCGUUAUUGAUCGAGGUCUGAGCCCUAUACACAAACGAAACUUGGGAGAGGUCAGUAAAGUUCUCGGUCAGGUAUACGCUGGUAGACUGUUCGGCGGCGACCACAUUUAUCUGCAGCCUCUGAACACCUGGGUUGGCGAGGCUAUUGAGAGGAUGGAGGAACUUCUUGUAUCUUUGAUUGACAUUCGUGAGCCUGAGCAACAAUUCGACAUCGAUGAGUUUAAUGACCUCUUCGCUCGUGUCAAGCCCACGCUGUACAUCAAAAUGGCAGACAUUUUUGCCAUCCACCAUCUUGUGACAAACGAGCUGUCGCAUCUCUCCGAUCCUGACGAUGUUUUACGUGAGAUCAUCCGCGAGCUCGGCAGUGCUCAGAACAACGAGAACGAGAUGAUGGGUGUAGGCUCGAAUGAAAUCAGUCUGCAAUUGACACCCAAGUUCCAUGACAAACAAGAUCCGGAGGCCGACCUCAAACAACUGUUCAUGGAAACUAAGCGUCUCGUUUUGUUCAUCAUCAGGAUACAAGCUGGAGCCAAUCUACUUGAGAUCCUCGUCCGUCCGAUCGCACCAGAGGAUGACGACAAGUGGUUCGCGCUUUUGGAUGAGGAAGCUCUGCAACAAAGAUCUAAUCCAAGAGCGCCUUCGGCAUAUUCUGGUAUGAUGGAUGACGAACCGGCAUCUACUCUCCUGGACAUCACGUCAAUGUCAUACGCCGAAGUCAAGAGUGCAGCUCUUGAGAAUAUCCUGAUACUUGAGCAGCAAGGAAAAGUCAACAGACACAACCAGUACCAAGACCUACUCAAUGCUAUUGCUAUUGACAUUAGGACGAAGCACCGUCGUCGUGUGCAAAGAACUCGCGAACUGGAUGGUGUCCGUGCUACCCUUACGCAACUCGACUCGAAGGCGUCGUACUUGGACGAGCAAUUGCAGAGCUACAACGACUAUAUCGAGCAGGCAAUGAUCACGCUGCAGAACAAGAAGGGCAAAAAGCGGUUCCUGUUGCCUUUCACAAAGCAAUACAACCAUGAGCGUGAACUGGCUCGAUCUGGGCGCACACCUAAAUUCGGUUCCUACAAGUACUCUGCACGUUCUCUUGCAGAGAAGGGCGUGCUUGUUAGCUGGGACGGUUACGAUGCGACUCAAUGGAAUCGCAUCAACGUCACGAUCUCCUCCGACGAAGUUGGUGUUUUCCACAUUGAGGGAAGCAUGGGAAGUCUUAUGAUGCCAGGCGCCAGCGCAUCUGUACCCCUCGACGACCUCCUCCAAGCGCAGUUUGACAACCAUCAAUUCAUGAACCUUUUCCGUGGAACUGGCGGCGAGGGUGGUCUAAAAUUGAACGUCAACCUCUUCUUGCACCUGGUCUUCAAGAAGUUCUACCGCGAGGAGUAG
Messenger RNA from Aureobasidium melanogenum CBS 110374, 4746 nucleotides. RefSeq lists its product as uncharacterized. Lineage: Eukaryota; Fungi; Ascomycota; Dothideomycetes; Dothideales; Saccotheciaceae. The record is from RefSeq and is a predicted model, not a curated record. Gene Ontology annotation, cellular component: cytoplasm. The coding region runs from base 1 to 4746 and encodes 1581 amino acids. The transcript has 2 exons. Gene Ontology annotation, biological process: regulation of GTPase activity; regulation of actin cytoskeleton organization. Gene Ontology annotation, molecular function: GTPase activator activity; calmodulin binding; actin filament binding.